AUGUCAUCACUAGCUACAAAUUAAAAACAACAAAAAGCACAGAUCAGAUAUAUUUUUUUUUUUUGGAAACCGGCAAAGCGUAAAUUUCAUCAUCAUGCAGAAGAAACCCAUCAAUGCCAACGCACUGCUGGACAAACUGCAUCGCGGCGCCGUCUACGCCUGCAUCGGCGUCACCCUCUACGGCACCUAUGUGCUGGGCAGCCGCUAUUACCACUACUACACUGUUAUACGCCCGGAGAAGCAGCAGGCGGAGCUGAAGCUCCUCGACGAGGGCGCCCACGACAAGGCCAAGGAGCUGAAGUACUAGACAUUUACCCCAAUGUUAUCUUUAAUGUUUGUUAAGCGUAAUAAAUUGUAAGGAAAUGUAAGCAUUUUCCCAUCAAAUGGAU
Molecule: messenger RNA, 389 nt
Organism: Drosophila guanche
Lineage: Eukaryota; Metazoa; Arthropoda; Insecta; Diptera; Drosophilidae
Exons: 1
Coding region: 95-307 (70 amino acids)
Source: RefSeq, a predicted model, not a curated record